GGGGCGGGCUGAGGGGGCCGGGCCGGACUGACAGGCACCGAGCUGAGGGAGGACAAGAGCCGAGGCGGGCUGAGGGGGCCGGGCUGAGGGAGGACAGAAACGAGCCGGCUGAGGCGGGACAGGCCCCGUCGAGGCACCAUGUCGGGGGCAGCGAGGACGACCAUCUGCCUGCUGCGCUGCGACCUGCGCGCCCACGAUAACCAGGUGCUCCACUGGGCUCAGAGCAACGCAGAUUUCGUUAUUCCCCUCUACUGCUUCGACCCGCGGCACUACCUGGGCACCCACUGCUACAGCUUCCCGAAGACAGGGCCUCAUCGGCUCAGGUUUUUGUUGGAAAGCGUGAAGGAUCUAAGGGAAACUCUCAAGAAAAAAGGAAGUACCCUGGUUGUGAGGAAGGGGAAGCCAGAAGAUGUGGUCUGUGAUCUCAUUACUCAGUUGGGCUCUGUCAGUGCUGUGGCUUUCCAUGAAGAGGCCACGCAGGAGGAGCUGGAUGUGGAGAAGGGGCUGUGCCAAGUGUGUUGUCAGCAUGGGGUGAAGGUUCAGACAUUCUGGGCAUCCACGCUGUAUCAUCGGGACGACCUUCCCUUCAGGCCUAUUGCCAGGUUGCCCGAUGUCUACACCCAUUUCCGAAAAGCAGUGGAAUCAGAGGUGAAGGUCCGGCCAACCCUGCGCAUGGCAGAUCAGCUAAAGCCUCUGGCUCCGGGCGUGGAAGAAGGGUGUAUCCCUACAAUGGAGGAAUUGGGACAGAAGGAUCCUGUGACUGAUCCGCGAACAGCCUUCCCCUGCAGCGGAGGAGAGACCCAAGCUUUAAUGAGACUGCAGUAUUAUUUUUGGGACACGAACCUCGUUGCAUCUUACAAGGAGACUCGGAACGGACUGCUGGGAAUGGAUUACUCAACUAAAUUUGCACCAUGGCUGGCGCUGGGCUGCAUUUCACCUCGAUACAUCUAUGAGCAGAUCCAGAAGUAUGAAAAAGAGAGAACAGCAAAUCAGAGCACAUACUGGAUCCUGUUUGAGCUGCUGUGGCGGGAUUACUUUCGAUUUGUGGCCCUGAAGUAUGGCAAAAGGAUUUUCUCAUUAAGAGGGCUUCAAAGUAAGGAGGUGCCCUGGAAAAAGGACCUUCAGCUCUUCGACUGUUGGAAAGAGGGCAAAACAGGAGUUCCUUUUGUCGAUGCCAACAUGCGAGAGCUGGCUGCGACGGGCUUCAUGUCUAACAGAGGGCGGCAGAACGUUGCCAGCUUUCUCACCAAGGACCUGGGUCUAGACUGGAGGAUGGGGGCCGAAUGGUUUGAAUACCUGCUGGUGGAUUAUGAUGUCUGUAGCAAUUACGGCAACUGGUUGUACAGCGCUGGUAUUGGCAACGACCCGCGGGACAGCAGGAAGUUUAACAUGAUUAAACAAGGCCUGGAUUACGAUGGCAAUAGGCUGGUGCUCUGCAUGCCCUCCCUGCCCUGCCGUGGGUCUGUGUGUUUAGUGGUUCUUCACCGUUUCUUCCGGGUAACAGCCACACCCCACCCAUAUCUCCCACGGCCACUUCCUUGAGCACAGAGCAGCUUCUUGGAGAACUCAGAAGUGACAAGAGAGACGGAACUGCUCACAUGGGACCUCAGGAGGUCUGGGAGAGUAGAUUAAACCUGUGACUCCUCUGACUAUCCUCCGUAAGUGGUGGGAGCAGAUAAAUCAGGUAAAUCGCCCUUUCCAUGUGCUCAGCCAGUGUUCACAUACCAGAUUACCUGUUCCAUCCCUGUUCCUUAGCUUCAUGGCACGCUGCACUGUUGCCUUUCAGCACUGUGGCUGGCAGUACCCAGCAAGGAGUCAGAAAUUCGUCCUCGUAGGGGACUGAGCAGUAUUGUUAAUGGGAGAGAUCCAGGGGCAAGAGGGGUUCUUGCCAAGCACAAGUGCAGCUAAGCUACUCAUCCUGGUUUCCUUCAGUCACUGGAAAGGACUUCCUGGGAGUGACUUCGUCUCGCUGUCCUAAAUAGGGCAGGUGAACUGUACCAAAAAAGCACCUCUGUUUCCCUCCUCUGCCUGCAGAGGGAGAAGAGCUCCAGCACCCAGGUCUCUGUGUUUAGGCAUGAAUUUUUGGUAGAGGGUUUAGCAGGAGGGGCUAAGACUUGACAGAGGUAACUGAUGCUGCAGUACGACAGCUUCUUUGGCUGGAAAUCAGGCUUUUUUCUUUCACAUUAAGAAAGACUGUGGCUGGGAAGCACUUACAGUGGGUCACUGAAUGGAUCC
Messenger RNA from Phalacrocorax carbo (great cormorant), 2235 nucleotides. NCBI's taxonomy places the organism in Eukaryota, Metazoa, Chordata, Aves, Suliformes, Phalacrocoracidae. The record is from RefSeq and is a predicted model, not a curated record.